Mycosarcoma maydis (corn smut) is the source of this 1791-nucleotide messenger RNA. RefSeq lists its product as uncharacterized. The coding region runs from base 1 to 1791 and encodes 596 amino acids. Lineage: Eukaryota; Fungi; Basidiomycota; Ustilaginomycetes; Ustilaginales. The transcript has a single exon. The record is from RefSeq and is a predicted model, not a curated record. Gene Ontology annotation, molecular function: NAD+ binding.
AUGGGCGGCAAAGCCUUCCAAAGAUCUACUUCAGCGGACCUUGUCGUGGUCGGAAGUAGCAACGGCAACGCAAUUGCAGCAUCAACAUCGACAUCGACCCAUGUACCAUCAACAAUGAACGGUGCUACAAACUCAUCUGCGGCGCAAGCAGCCGCGGCCUUACCUCCUGCAGAGGCCUCGUACCAAUCUAUGGACUCGGAAGAGCUUUCUGCACUCGAAGAGAUGGCCGAAGGCGAGUCUGAAUCCGAUACCGAGAUCGAUCGACUCCUCGACGCAGCCGCCGACGCCUUCCCUCCCGAAACCGUCUCGCUCAUGAUUAAGGAUCUCAAGCAGCGCGGCAUCGUCACCUUUCUCCAAACUUACAUCGUACCCGAUCCAGCUCCGCUGCGCAUCAAACACCUCCUUCUCGCAUUGGGCGUCUUCCUGCCUCGUUCGAUACGCGAAUCCGAUGCACCGCUCGACACCCUCCUUCCCAUCCUGAAAACCGCGCUCGCUCGCAUCCUUCGACGUCGAGAAAAACUGCCACAAUAUAACACCAUCUCCGAUGCACUCGAUCUCCUCUCAACCCGCAAACGAAUCAUGAUCCUCUCUGGUGCCGGCAUCUCGGUCUCUUGCGGCAUCCCCGACUUUCGCUCCAAGGACGGCAUCUAUGCCAUCCUCCAAUCUGAAGGACAGUACGAACUUGACGACCCACAAGACAUGUUUGACAAGACCUUCUUUCUCUCCAAUCCGUCAAUGUUCUACUCCUUUGCGCACAAGAUCUUCCCCAGCAAUUUUGUGCCUAGCUCUGCACAUCGGUUCAUCAAACUCAUCGAAGAGAGGGGCCAGUUGUUGAGAAAUUACAGUCAGAACAUUGACACGUUAGAGCAGCUAGUGGGGAUCGAGCGGGUGUUGCAGUGUCAUGGAAGCUUUGCUAGUGCUAGCUGUACGGAUCCGACAUGUGGGUUCAGGUGUAAGGGGAGUGAGAUUGCCGAAGCGAUCUUCAAGCAGAGCGUACCGAGUUGUCCUCGGUGCGAGCAACGGAAGCUGACACAAGCAGCUGCGGCCAAGCCGAGCAAGAAGAAGCGCAAAGUUGGGAAUGGGAAGAGUUGGAGACCAACUGAUGAAUCCGACGACGACAACGAGGAUCUCAACGACGAGACCUCGCUACCUGGAUUCGGCAUCCUUAAACCUGACAUUACAUUUUUCGGCGAGAAACUCUCUUCGUCCUUCGAUCACGCCCUACUGGCAGAUCGAGAGCAGGUGGACCUGCUCAUCGUCAUGGGUACCUCGCUCAAAGUCGCACCUGUAUCCGAGAUUCUCGGCCACAUCCCACACUCAACCCCGGUAAUUCUGAUCAACAAGACGCCAAUCCUCCACUUGGCAACGGAUAUCAUGUUGUUGGGAGAUUGCGACCGCAUCGUCGAGUAUCUCUGUCGCAAACUCGGAUGGAAUUUGCCGUCGAUCCAGCCGAGCAGAGAUGUGGUGGGUACGCAGGCGGCGGAAGAGGUCAAGCAUAAGGUAGAAGAGCAGGAAGAGCGCGCGCAUGACAUCAACAAGGCCGAAACGAAGGUGGUGGUCGACGACGACAAGGAAGAGGUGGAGGAACCGGAAAGAUUGAUGAACAGCCACGCUUGGCUGUUCGAAGGCGCAGAGCCUGGACGCUUGCCAGCAUUGCUCGCGGAGAUGGAGGAGGAGGAAGAGGAGGGAGAAACCGACGACGAGGAUGGUGAACGGGAACAAGACGAGCCACGAGACAAGGUUCUCCCUGCAGAUCUGUCCUCGGCGCAUUCACAACAGGCUCCAUCAUAA